Cladophialophora psammophila CBS 110553 is the source of this 969-nucleotide messenger RNA. RefSeq lists its product as uncharacterized. The transcript is spliced from 2 exons. The record is from RefSeq and is a predicted model, not a curated record. Gene Ontology annotation, molecular function: hydrolase activity, hydrolyzing O-glycosyl compounds. NCBI's taxonomy places the organism in Eukaryota, Fungi, Ascomycota, Eurotiomycetes, Chaetothyriales, Herpotrichiellaceae. Bases 1 to 969 code for a protein of 322 amino acids. Gene Ontology annotation, biological process: carbohydrate metabolic process.
AUGCCCUUCAAAGACGCCCUCGCGCAUUUCAAGUCCCAGAUUAAAGACCUCCAGCAUGAAGGCCAGAAGUUCCUGUCGUCGGGCAGCCAGCAUCAACAGCAACAACCGCCGCCCAUCCCGCAAGCUACACGCCCCAGCUACCAACAACAAGGUCAGCCGGGAUUCUCGCCACCGCCGCAGCAGCCGACGACAUACUGGCAGGCGCGGUUCGAUCCAGCUGUGCCCGUCAGCGCUGAGUGGGAGCACAAGCUGGGCAACAACAACGGGUGGGGAAAUAAUGAAAUAGAGCAUUAUACGGCCGAAGGGGAGAAUUCGUUCUACACGCCAAAUAACCUCCUCGUUCUGCGCGCCAUCUCGGCUCCAUCCAACCCGGACCCGGCGAAAAAAUACACCUCUGCGCGCUUAGUGUCGCGGCAACGCCUUGCACGCCCACAGGGCAGCCUGGUUGCGACGCUGACGCUUCCCUGCGCCGGAGGGAUAUGGCCUGCGUUCUGGCUGCUGCCGUUCGAACCCUUCGCCUGGCCGACGGACGGCGAGGUCGACAUUGCCGAGACGUGGAACGGCGACGGCGUCAACCACUCGUGCUUGCACUGGGGCUUCUACACGCCGCAGGACACGAUGAAGCACCGCGUCGUCGCCACCCCCGUGCAGGGCAUGGCGGCCGGCCGGCCCGUGCGCUUUGAGUUCGCAUGGAUGCAGGACGCUGCGGGACAGGGGCGUCUGGUGUGGUGGAUCGACGGGCAGGCGGUCAUGAAGGCGCCCAUACCGCAGGGCACGCGGCCCAUGGCAGACUUCGUCGUGCUCCUCAACAUCGCCAUGGGCGGCACCGUCUGCGCGGGCCAGAUCCCCCGCGAGGGCAGCUACGAUAUGCUGGUCCACGAGAUGAAGAUGAUGGCGGAGCCCGAGGCGGGCGGAUGGGCGAGAUUCGAGCGGGAUUGGGGCUGGGUGAGGGAGGGUGACACCAUCUAA